This is a messenger RNA of Ziziphus jujuba (common jujube), 2071 nucleotides long. RefSeq names its product WUSCHEL-related homeobox 1. NCBI's taxonomy places the organism in Eukaryota, Viridiplantae, Streptophyta, Magnoliopsida, Rosales, Rhamnaceae. Gene Ontology annotation, molecular function: DNA binding; DNA-binding transcription factor activity. Gene Ontology annotation, biological process: plant organ development. The transcript is spliced from 4 exons. The record is from RefSeq and is a predicted model, not a curated record. Bases 750 to 1892 code for a protein of 380 amino acids.
AGGCACGGGACAUGAAGAGAACAAUAAAUAGGAGAGAGAGAGUGUGAACUAAAGAAAGAGAGGUGAUGAGGCUUAUGAUAACCCUCAUGAUCGUCACGUCGUUUUUCAUUUCCUUCUCCCAAUAACCCUCCCUCCUCUUCCCUCCCAGAAUUCCACGCUUCCUCUUCCUUGCUUUUCUAUUUUCUUUUUUCUUUUUUUAACAUAUAUAUGAUAUAAUAUUAUAUAUAUGUAUCUAUAAAGUAUGUCCUAGCUAGUCAACUUCAUAUUCUUUCUCUCUCACUCUUGUUCCAUAUUAAACCAACACACACCCAUUCUUCUUCAACUCUUUCACACUCUUACCCCUUUCUCUCUUUUCUUGAUUGAUCAAUCCCCAUCUCUGUUUGUCUCUCUGAAACUCAUCAAACAUAUACACUACCUUUCGCCCCCUCAAGUAAAGGCCCCCCCCCCCCCGCCCCCAAUUCCCAUUGCUUGUCUUCCUUAAUACCAUCUUAUAUUAUUUUCUAGAUAUAAAAAAACCUUUACUCUUAGAUUAACUACUUUGAAAACCUACAGGGACAUCCAUCUUUCCAAACGCAACAAAAAUCCCAUCAUAGCAAAUACACAAUUCCCUCAAAAGGGUAAAGAGAAAAGAACAAAGUGAAAUCUAUAUAGAUACCCAUCUUGGUUGACCUUGGAGGGAAAAAAAGAAAAAAAAAGAAACAGAAGAAAACCCUAACUAGUUUGUUUUGUUUUUCUCUGCAUAUUAAAAGAUGUGGAUGAUGGGUUAUAACGAGGGUGGUGAUUUCAACAUGCCCGAUUCAUUCAAUGGAAGGAAGCUUAGGCCUCUCAUUCCAAGACCCGUUUGUUCUUCUACUACAAACACCACUACAGCUUCAAACCCUGCUCCUCCUUGUUUAAGCCGCAUUCAUGGAUCCGACUUCUUCGCACAAUAUCACCAUCUGGCGUCUAUGGCGGAGCAAAACAAGAGAGAGUUCAACACACCGCAGAUUGUGGUGAGCUCGAGGUGGAAUCCGACGCCGGAGCAGUUGAGAGCUCUCGAAGAAUUGUACCGACGAGGUACUCGAACUCCAUCGGCGGAGCAAAUCCAGCACAUCACCGCUCAGCUUCGUAGAUAUGGAAAAAUCGAAGGGAAAAACGUUUUCUAUUGGUUUCAAAACCACAAAGCAAGAGAAAGGCAGAAACGACGUCGUCAAAUGGAAUCGACGACCGCACCACAACCAUCGGAUGAGCUCGAAAUGUCAGAUAAAAAAGAAUUGGGCGCAAGUAGGACUGUGUUUGAAGUUGAACAAACCAAGAACUGGGCACCCUCUACAAACUGCAGUAUUCUUACAGAGGAAUCUGUUUCAAUACAAAGGACAGCAAAAGCAACAGUGGCAGAAUGUAGGACAGAUGGAUGGAUCCAAUUCGGAGAAGGAGAAUUGCAGCAAAGAAAGAACUUUGUGCAAAGGAAUGCCACAUGGCAGAUGAUGCAGUUGUCUUGUCCUCCUCUUUCUUCUUCUUGUCACAACCACCUCAUAAACACUCAUACUACUACUACUUCUACUACUACUAAUGGUGCUAUUGCUACUACUCCUCCAACCUUAACAACAUUAAGAACAGCGGACCAGAAGCUCAUUAAGACAACAGACCAAGAUCUGAGCAUCUUUAUAGCACCACCUUAUAGACAAAAUGGUCGACUUUAUCAUGACCAAGUAAACAGUCAUGUUGCUGGUGAUCGUGAACAAGAUUGCUGUGGAGAAUCUCAAACCCUUCAACUUUUUCCACUUCGUAGCGGGAAUGGUAAUGAAAUUCUUGGAGAAAAAGAGACGGAGAUAUCGGUUUCAGCCAUGAAUGGUAGCUUUAGUACUAGUACACCUUUUCAGUUCUUUGAGUUCCUUCCAUUGAAGAACUAAAAUUAACCUUGACUCUCUACCAUGUAGCUAUGCUAUAUUGGGAGGGGAAAAGUCUAGAUUUUAUAAUUUUGUUGGAAAACGAGAAUGUUUUAAUUAUUAUAAUUUUUUAUUUUAUUUGUUGUUGAUGUUUACAUUUCAUAGAUGAGGUGUAAUGGUAUAUGGGUCUGUGAAGGAAAGGG